CGGCGGUUGCCUGGAGACUCGGUGACUCCGCCGAGCGCGAGCAGCAGCUGCAGGAGCCAUGGCGCCCAAAAAGAAAGGUGGCAAAAAAGCCAAGGGAGGCAAAGCUGCAGCGGUGGUGGAUGCUGUCCCCCCGGAGGACAUGAGCAAGGAUCAGCUGGAGGAGCACAUUGUGCGUCUUCGGGAGGAACUGGACCGCGAACGGGAGGAGCGCAACUACUUCCAGCUGGAGCGUGACAAGAUCCACACCUUCUGGGAGAUCACCCGUCGGCAGCUGGAUGAGAAGAAGGCGGAGCUGCGCAACAAGGACCGUGAGAUGGAGGAGGCCGAGGAGCGGCAUCAAGUGGAGAUUAAAGUUUACAAGCAGAAGGUGAAGCACCUGUUGUACGAGCACCAGAACAACAUCACAGAACUGAAGGCAGAGGGCACUGUGUCCAUGAAGCUGGCCCAGAAGGAGCACCGCACCCAGGAGACGGAGCUGCGCAAGGAUAUGCGCACCUUGAAAGUGGAGCUAAAGGAGCAGGAGCUGGCCAACGAGGUGGUGGUGAAAAACCUGCGCAUGAAACAAGAGGAGGAGAUCACGCGGCUGCGCAGCGACUUUGAGAGACAAGUGAAAGAGAUUGAGGCCAAGUACGACAAGAAGAUGCGCGUGCUGCGGGACGAGCUGGAUCUGCGGAGGAAAACGGAGAUUCAUGAGAUCGAGGAGAGGAAAAAUGGACAGAUCAACACGCUGAUGAAGAACCACGAGAAGGCCUUCAGUGACAUCAAGAACUACUACAACGACGUCACCCUCAACAACCUGGCACUCAUCAACACUCUCAAGGAGCAGAUGGAGGAGAUGAAGAAGAAGGAGGAUCACCUGGAGAAGGAGAUGGCGGAAGUGCUGCUUCAGAACAAGAGGCAAACAGAGCCCCUGCAGCGGGCCCGGGAGGAGGUGGCCGAGCUGCAGAAGAAGCUAGCCCACUACGAGAAGGACAAGGAGGCACUGGCUAACACAAAGGCCCGUUUGAAAGUCACCCAGAAAGAAUUAAAAGACCUUCAGUGGGAACAUGAAGUGCUGGAGCAGAGGUUCAGCAAGGUGCAGGCAGAACGAGACGAGCUCUAUCAGAAGUUCACCAAAGCUAUUAAUGAGGUGCAGCAGAAGACUGGCUUCAAGAACCUGCUCCUGGAGCGCAAGUUGAAGGCCCUCUCCAACAUACUGGAGAAGAAGGAGGUGCAGCUUAACGAAGUCCUCUCAGCCUCCAAUCUCGACCCCAGCGCCCUCACCAUGGUCACACGCAAACUGGAGGAUGUGCUGGAUUCCAAGAACAACACCAUCAAGGAUCUCCAGUACGAGCUGGCCCGAGUCUGCAAGGCACACAACGACUUGCUGCGCACCUAUGAGGCCAAGCUCACAGCCUUCGGCAUCCCCCUGGACAACGUGGGCUUCAAACCACUGGAGACCACAGUGAUGGGACAGACGCUGGGGCAGGGCCCAGCCGGACUCGUUGCUACCCCAACCUAGCACUGCUGGGCACGUGCUUGUCCAUCACCUCUUGGGUCACACUAAAUAUUGUCAGCAGCCUCCCCACGGGCUCCUGUCCCAGCACCGCAGGGAGGGGGCUGUGCUGUGGCGCUGCCUCAUUAAACAGACCCCAGAAAGGUUUUUAA
Malaclemys terrapin pileata is the source of this 1647-nucleotide messenger RNA. RefSeq names its product growth arrest specific 8 (gene GAS8). Gene Ontology annotation, biological process: flagellated sperm motility. Lineage: Eukaryota; Metazoa; Chordata; Testudines; Emydidae. Gene Ontology annotation, molecular function: small GTPase binding; microtubule binding. The transcript is spliced from 11 exons. Gene Ontology annotation, cellular component: microtubule; Golgi apparatus; motile cilium. The coding region runs from base 59 to 1501 and encodes 480 amino acids. The record is from RefSeq and is a predicted model, not a curated record.